AUGGCGUCGUCGCCGCGCGUGAGACGCGCGCGCGAGACGACGCUCGCGAUGCUCGCGGUGGUUUUCAUCGCGUGUGCGGCCUCGGCGAGCGCUCUAUCGUCCACGAGCGCGUGCGCGUGUCCGACGAGUGGCUCGCAGGUCACGUGCGCGAUCGAAAACCUAGUACCCGCCGAUUCGUCGAGCACGUGCGACCCGGGGUCGAUGGACGCCGACGGAUUUUUGGACGAAAACAUCAUCAUCGACGGUAACACUGCGGUUUCGUCGAUUGAUUUCAGCGGUUUACGCCGACUCGGCGGUGCGCUCGUCGUGCGCUCGUCAAAGUUUGUCACGGCGCUUCGAGCGCCCGACCUCGUGGAGACGGUGAGCGGGGACGUGCGAAUCGAAGCCGCGAUUGGCGUCAACAACUUUUUACAAACGAUCGACCUGAAGAAACUGCGCGUCAUCGGCGGCUCGUUCGCCGUCGUCGGCGAAACACACGCGAGUUUCACCUCUCUCGACGUCUCCGAGCUCGAAACCGUGGCGGGAUACUUCAACGUGAGCGACAACUCAAAUUUGGCAACGCUCAACGUGAAAAACCUUCGAGUGGUCUCAAACGAGGGUGAGGUGAAGAUUUCCGGCAACAAGGCAACCUUGGCCGUUCGCGCGAAUUGCGGCGUGGAAUCGUCCGGGUUGAUUCAAGGCGUCGUCACGGAUUCCAACGCCAGGGCUCGGUCGACGUUUUCGUACGGUUCCGUGGCGUAUUGCAGCCUGUGCACGCUCGAAUUAUCUUCUCAUUCUAUUUGGGAAAAUGGAAACUACUACGACGGCGCGACGCUCGGCUCGAACGCGCUCAAGGCGUACAACUCGAGUUACUCGUGUGAUUCGACGCUGGACGCCGCUGGUAUUUUGAAUGAAAAUUUGACGCUCGUCGUGAAUAAUCAAGGCGCUACCAACGGGAUUCGGUACGAUUUGAGCAAGUUGCGGCACGUGACCGGAAAUUUACAAGUGACAUUCGAAUUAAACGAGUACAUGAGCACUUCGUACUUGACGGUAGAGCAGUGCAACUCAACGAGCACGCCGUCCGCGAGUAGCAUCAUCGGGACGCCUCGGCAAGUUCAGUUGUUCAUGCCGAACCUCGACCGCGUGGACGGUAAACUCAAGGUACGUAUUCGUAAUCAUUGA
Molecule: messenger RNA, 1161 nt
Organism: Ostreococcus tauri
Lineage: Eukaryota; Viridiplantae; Chlorophyta; Mamiellophyceae; Mamiellales; Bathycoccaceae
Product: unnamed product
Exons: 1
Coding region: 1-1161 (386 amino acids)
Source: RefSeq, a predicted model, not a curated record